AUGGACAACCCUUCCCCAGCAGAUGGCUCCGGCUCUCAGUCACCCGAGACGACCCCCCUCCCGGAGUAUUAUCUUGCCCAGGCUGUCCCUAGAGGAAUGGGCUUGGGUAUCAUCAGGCCAUGCCCGCCUGGAAUGAACCCCCGUGAGGCCGUCUACUAUGGAGUCAGCAAGACUCUUUCGCAUAUGGUGGCUAUCAAACCAAGUAUCGCGCACCAGCAAUCACAGCAUGCACACCGAGAUGAUCAGCACGGCCUUGACGGCCCUGCUGCUCCAGUGAUCCCGGAAUAUGACACCAUUAGAAGCGGGUCAGGCAUUGCUUUUGUAGCUGUCGAUCGCCUCGCGGAUAAUCCAUAUUUCGAAUCGCCAAUAUACUGGUGCAUUCCCCACUGGACAAUGUGCUGCCCUGGAGUUCUCGCCGAAUCGAAAAGGUACCUCAACGGAAGGCUUGAGGACCCUGAUGUCCGGAGCCAGCAAGCGGAAUGGGAGCGAUGCAUACAGUCUGGUAGCUUUCCAGCCCCGUCCAAAGCAAUCACAAAACAUGCAAAGACGCCUCUCCUGGAGCAACCCAGUGGUCAAGCCUUGUGGAGGUUAUGGGGGGCCACCACGGAACUACCAGCCUUUCCAGCCUUUGAGGAUUAUCAAGUUACUCAGACCCUCCAGCAAGCUCUUGACACCUACCGAACCGAACUCCCAGACGACUUCCUUACCGACGGCCAGGUCAAAGCCGCCGUGUUCGCAUGGUAUCACUUUCGCACGCGUCAUGUUUCCGAUGAGGAGAUGAAGGCGGAAGAGGUACCUCUAACGCAAUUCAUACCCUACCUUAUUGAAAUGCUGAAGAGAGUCGAGACGUUUGGGUGGGCAUUUUACGCCGAUGUCGAUCGCUUUGCGAUAUACUGCUUGCACCACGGCGAGUCUAUGAAUGGUACCCGCCUUCGACUCGAUCAACCUUUCAUCGACGAGUAUCUAGUAGCAGGAGAGCUACGCAAGCUGCGACCACAGAUGGCGGGAUUAUUCUUCCCAUGCGAUCUCCGUGGUUCCACAAUACCCUCGUUCGGGAACGUCGAUAUCCAUCCCAUGGGCUGGUUUAACAGGCGAACCACCCAGACCAGAUUGGAGCCUUUGGAGCCCCUGCGGGAGUGCAUAGGAGACAUCAGAAGCAUAUGCUGGCAUGACUACGAGCUUCGAGACCAGGUCGACUUGCAACGCCUAAAAGUCCUGCUCAGCCGAGAGGACUGGGACUCGUGGCGACCCUCUUUGGAACAGCACGGAAAAGAUUUAGACGUUGACGCGCUACAAUCAGAAACACAAUCCGAGGGAGGCCAGCUACACCUGGUGAAUGCGGAGAAAAUUCUGAAAUCGCUCACUCUUUGGACCAGAGAAACCCAACUCAAGGAGCUGAUUUCGGAUCACGAUAAACGACUACGCAGCCUGCUGAGUUUGCAACAAAAGGCACAAGCUACACUAGAUGAGGACAUGGCCUAUGUGCCCAGGGAUGACGACAUACGGGAAGCAAGAUUUAUGUACCUCCGGGCGGAAGGAAACAUGCGCAGAUAUAUCAAAGAGCAGGUCGAAGAAACCAAUAGACAGCGAGCGUCGGCCACCAGUGAGCUCAUACUGGUCCAGAUGCAGGCCCUUGAGGGUUCUACUCUGCGAGGAUCAACGACGGCGGCAAAUUCCGAAGCGGGCACGUCAAGAGGCACCGGGCCCCUUUCGGGCUCGACUGGCACUGAGUGGGAAGAGGCCUCGAUCAAGGCCGGGCCAAAAUUCCGAAGCGUGCUCGUGCACGUAAAGAGGCGUUCGGGCCUUUUCUGA
Molecule: messenger RNA, 1812 nt
Organism: Anthostomella pinea
Lineage: Eukaryota; Fungi; Ascomycota; Sordariomycetes; Xylariales; Xylariaceae
Source: the annotation of a GenBank genome assembly